Cuscuta campestris is the source of this 999-nucleotide messenger RNA. NCBI's taxonomy places the organism in Eukaryota, Viridiplantae, Streptophyta, Magnoliopsida, Solanales, Convolvulaceae. The record is from the annotation of a GenBank genome assembly.
AGCUUCUCAAGUUUUCCUCAAUAUUUACCAACAACAACAACAACCCAGUUGAAUCCCACAACAGUAGGGUCUGGGGAGGGUGUGUGUACGCAGACCUUGCCCCUACUCGGAAGUAGGGAGGCUGUUUCCAAGAGACCCCCGGCUCCACCUGCACAAAAAUAUGGAAGAGAACACAAUAUAGCACAGAUAAGGCACCAAACUGCUGCUUGGUCUUAGUCUUGGGAUGUAAACAACCCAUGCUACAUAAAUGCUGGUUUACAGAAUGAAAUGGUGAUGGAGUUUGAUAGGCGCUAAACUAUGAGACCUGUGGAAUGCAUCAAUAGCUCUGCAGUCAAUCCUAUUCAUACUAUGCUCUAUCUUUACCCGUCCAGAAUCUAGCUCCGGUUCAAGAAGAAGCAUUUUAAGUGCAUCUUCAGUAGGCCUAUGCCAGUGGAACUUUGGUUGUAAUGAGGAAAGGCCGCAUAUAAUAUCUCAAUCAGAUAAUCAUGGAGUGUGUAUUUCUCUUGCCUAUGCACCAAUUACUAGUGACAUUGUUGCUUAGUUUCGUCCUAAAGUGGUGAUGUCAGGCGACAUAGGAGUUGCUGCUUCACAAACGAUGCUUUCUCCUUCAUCUUCUCUCACAGAGCAGGCUGUACAAGGUUCCCUUGUUGUCUAUCGGAUACAAAGCAACAGCUACCACAAGGUAGGUGUUUCUUGUGCAAAUGUAAGCGGCAUCCGUUUACCAAAGUCCACCAUAAUAGGAAGUGACACUACGGAGAAGGCUCUGUUUGCUUGUGGGGAUGAAGCGUUGUGUGAACUUGUUCUGCAAGACUUGCCAUCCCUAAAAGACGCAAUGCGUGUCCAAGCUCCUAGAAAUCCCGUUCGCGAUGUGAAGUACACAAAUGCCUUGGGUUCAGGACUGUUGAGCUGUUUGCGCCAGGGCAGUGUGCAACUUUUUUUGUCUAAAGCUUCAUGAAGAAAAAGGUAAACAAAAAGAAUGAAGAAAUGAUUUCCUGGAGG